Messenger RNA from Knipowitschia caucasica, 2748 nucleotides. The record is from the annotation of a GenBank genome assembly. NCBI's taxonomy places the organism in Eukaryota, Metazoa, Chordata, Actinopteri, Gobiiformes, Gobiidae.
AUGGCGGUGGGAUGGUGCACACAUAAUUCCUUAGUCAUCUUCUUAAUGAAGACCACUGAGCUCCUCGUUCUACAGCAGUCAGUUCUACAGCCUGUCAGUUCUACAGCAGUCAGUUCUACAGCAGUCAGUUCUACAGCAGUCAGUUCUACAGCCUGUCAGUUCUACAGCAGUCAGUUCUACAGCAGUCAGUUCUACAGCCUGUCAGUUCUACAGCCUGUCAGUUCUACAGCCUGUCAGUUCUACAGCAGUCAGUUCUACAGCCUGUCAGUUCUACAGCAGUCAGUUCUACAGCAGUCAGUUCUACAGCAGUCAGUUCUACAGCAGUCAGUUCUACAGAAGUCAGUUCUACAGCAGUCAGUUCUAGCAGUCAGUUCUACAGCAGUCAGUUCUACAGCAGUCAGUUCUACAGCAGUCAGUUCUACAGAAGUCAGUUCUACAGCCUGUCAGUUCUACAGCAGUCAGUUCUACAGCAGUCAGUUCUACAGCCUGUCAGUUCUACAGCAGUCAGUUCUACAGCCUGUCAGUUCUACAGCAGUCAGUUCUACAGCCUGUCAGUUCUACAGCAGUCAGUUCUACAGCAGUCAGUUCUACAGCAGUCAGUUCUACAGAAGUCAGUUCUACAGCAGUCAGUUCUACAGCCUGUCAGUUCUACAGCAGUCAGUUCUACAGCAGUCAGUUCUACAGCAGUCAGUUCUACAGCAGUCAGUUCUACAGCCUGUCAGUUCUACAGCAGUCAGUUCUACAGCAGUCAGUUCUACAGCAGUCAGUUCUACAGCCUGUCAGUUCUACAGCAGUCAGUUCUACAGCAGUCAGUUCUACAGCAGUCAGUUCUACAGCAGUCAGUUCUACAGCAGUCGGUUCUACAGCAGUCAGUUCUACAGCAGUCAGUUCUACAGCAGUCAGUUCUACAGCCUGUCAGUUCUACAGCAGUCAGUUCUACAGCCUGUCAGUUCUACAGCAGUCAGUUCUACAGCCUGUCAGUUCUACAGCAGUCAGUUCUACAGUAGUCAGUUCUACAGCAGUCAGUUCUACAGCACAGUCAGUUCUACAGCAGUCAGUUCUACAGCCUGUCAGUUCUACAGCAGUCAGUUCUACAGCCUGUCAGUUCUACAGCCUGUCAGUUCUACAGCAGUCAGUUCUACAGCCUGUCAGUUCUACAGCAGUCAGUUCUACAGCAGUCAGUUCUACAGCAGUCAGUUCUACAGCAGUCAGUUCUACAGCAGUCAGUUCUACAGCAGUCAGUUCUACAGAAGUCAGUUCUACAGCAGUCAGUUCUACAGCCUGUCAGUUCUACAGAAGUCAGUUCUACAGCCUGUCAGUUCUACAGCAGUCAGUUCUACAGCAGUCAGUUCUACAGCAGUCAGUUCUACAGCAGUCAGUUCUACAGCAGUCAGUUCUACAGCCUGUCAGUUCUACAGCAGUCAGUUCUACAGCCUGUCAGUUCUACAGCAGUCAGUUCUACAGCAGUCAGUUCUACAGCAGUCAGUUCUACAGCAGUCAGUUCUACAGCAGUCAGUUCUACAGAAGUCAGUUCUACAGCAGUCAGUUCUACAGCCUGUCAGUUCUACAGCAGUCAGUUCUACAGCCUGUCAGUUCUACAGCAGUCAGUUCUACAGCAGUCAGUUCUACAGCAGUCAGUUCUACAGCCUGUCAGUUCUACAGCAGUCAGUUCUACAGCCUGUCAGUUCUACAGCAGUCAGUUCUACAGCAGUCAGUUCUACAGAAGUCAGUUCUACAGCAGUCAGUUCUACAGCCUGUCAGUUCUACAGCAGUCAGUUCUACAGCAGUCAGUUCUACAGCAGUCAGUUCUACAGCAGUCAGUUCUACAGCAGUCAGUUCUACAGCAGUCAGUUCUACAGAAGUCAGUUCUACAGCAGUCAGUUCUACAGCCUGUCAGUUCUACAGCAAAGGAGGCCUCCAGCGGCCCAGGCCAAGGACGCACAUCGCUUCACUGGACACUUCCCUGGCUCCUCGCCCGGGAGCCUGACCACAGCUACAGCUCUGGUCUUCAUGGCGGCCGAGCAGAGCGCGUGCAUGGAGGAGGAGCCCCGGGGGUCUCUGGUGCUGCGGUCCUGGGCUGGUGAUGAGGCGGAUGAAGGGCUGGGCGGUCCACUGACAACCUGCCCACUGUGUGAAGGGAUGCAUGAUGACCCAGGCCUUCUCCAGCAGAUACAGGAGCUGGCCCAAAGUUCACCACUGCCACUGUUCCGAGCUGAGGGCUGCUCUUUGGCUGGUUCCAUGCGGCUGUUUGGUUGGUUCCAUGCGGCUCUUUGGCUGGUUCCAUGCGGCUGUUUGGUUGGUUCCAUGCGGCUCUUUGGCUGGUUCCAUGCGGCUGUUUGGUUGGUUCCAUGCGGCUGUUUGGUUGGUUCCAUGCGGCUCUUUGGUUGGUUCCAUGCGGCUGUUUGGUUGGUUCCAUGCGGCUGUUUGCAAGGAGACCUGAGCAGGGAGACCUCGGCAAGGAGACCUCAGCAAGGAGACCUGAGCAGGGAGACCUCAGCAAGGAGACCUGAGCAGGGAGACCUCGGCAAGGAGACCUCAGCAAGGAGACCUGAGCAGGGAGACCUCAGCAAGGAGACCUGCGCAGGGAGACCUCGGCAAGGAGACCUCAGCAAGGAGACCUCAGCAAGGAGACCUCAGCAAGGAGACCUGAGCAGGGAGACCUCGGCAAGAAGACCUCAGCAAGGAGACCUGAGCAGGAAGACCUCGGCAAGGAGACCUGAGCAGGGAGACCUCAGACAGGAGACCUGA